Molecule: messenger RNA, 1837 nt
Organism: Dioscorea cayenensis subsp. rotundata (Guinea yam)
Lineage: Eukaryota; Viridiplantae; Streptophyta; Magnoliopsida; Dioscoreales; Dioscoreaceae
Product: protein S-acyltransferase 18
Exons: 9
Coding region: 92-1621 (509 amino acids)
Biological process (GO): protein targeting to membrane; peptidyl-L-cysteine S-palmitoylation
Cellular component (GO): endoplasmic reticulum; Golgi apparatus
Molecular function (GO): protein-cysteine S-palmitoyltransferase activity
Source: RefSeq, a predicted model, not a curated record
UGUUGGCAGCUCCAGAGCUUGAAAAUUAUUGAUGGAAUGAAUAGCUAAGAAAAGAGAAAGGUAAAAUCUUCAAGAGCAAGUGGGGGCGGCAAUGAGACGCCAUGGAUGGCAGCUCCCUCUCCAUCCUCUUCAGAUGGUGGGCGUGGUGGUCUUCAGUUUCCUUGUCAUUUGCUUCUAUGUGUUCCUCGGACCAUUUCUCGGUAAUCGGAUCGUCAUCAACACAGUCCUCACCCUCUUCUCAUUCAUAGCAUUCUCAGCUGCCCUUCUGUUUGUGCGCUGCACUGCAAUUGACCCAUCCGACAGGACAUACAGGGACAAGAAGAGGAAAGCGGGCAAGAAUGGAGGGAUGUGUCGCUCCAGGAAGCUGAAUUAUAAGUUUAUUAUUUAUCAGAUAGCAGUGAGGUUUAUUCGGAAGAUGGAGUACUGGAUCCUCAGGAGUUGCAUAAGGAGAAGGUAUUUAGAUCCGUGGAGAGCGGCUGCUCCUCCUAUUGAACCACUGCUUCCUUUCCCCCUCGUCAGUACUGACGAUGCAAUUGCGCCUCACCUCAAGGACAAUGACAUCUCUUUUUGUCUCCUGUGUGAUUUUGAGGUAAAAUUGCACAGCAAGCACUGCAGGAGCUGUGAUCGGUGUGUUGAUGGAUUCGAUCACCAUUGCAGGUGGUUGAACAACUGCAUUGGAAAGAGAAACUACACCACCUUCAUCCUUCUCCUUGUUUUCAUCUUGCUUAUGCUUGUUAUUGAAGGGGGAACUGCAAUUGCCAUCUUCGUCCGCUGCUUUGCGGACCGAGAAGGAAUUGCAUCUGAAAUCAAACAGAAUCUGCACACAAAGAUGCCAAGAGGCGUUCUUAUAGCAAUAUCAGUAUUGUUGGCAAUGUUGACGGCAUAUACCUGCGCAGCACUUGGACAGCUUUUCUUUUUUCAUGUCGUUCUCAUCAGAAAGGGAAUGAGGACAUAUGACUACAUACUUGCAAUGCGAGAAGAAAGCCAAUCCUUUGAUCCAUUUGAUGACCUGGAUCUGUCUUCUUCUGAUGAUGAAAGUGUCGACCUUGACUUGCCAGAAAAGCCCAGCUUCUUCUCUAGAUUUCUAUGUGUGAGAAGAGAAAAAGAUCCUAUCACUCGGAGGCUGUCAAUUAAAAUAGAUUCCAAUCCUCCACCAAACACACAUAAGAAAACUCGCAUAGACCCUUGGAGAUUGAUAAUGAUGAGCAAAGAGAAGGCAGUGAUAGCUGUAGAAAGAGCUAGAGAGACCAUCAUCAGACAGAAAACAACAGCAGCACCACCUGGGGGACUUUCAUUGUCACCAAUGAAACCAAUACCAUCAGAAGCUAAAGGACCUCUGAUGACAAACAAGGCAGAAAGAAAAAAUACAGCUGCAGCAAGUGAGAUGACACCGGUGGUGGUGGCGCAGAAAUGUUGGUUCCCAGGAUCACCGAGGGGCUGGUUCUCGAGCCCAAGGAGAAGGUUUUCAGGUUCUCCAUCACCUAAGCAACAAAAGUAUAAAAACAACUUUGACCUGAAGCUAACAGAAGUGUCAAGGGAACUUGAGACUUACAUCUCCAAGCAGGUUCUAUGUUCUGUUCUGCAGAAGGGGAAGGAAGAUGAGGCUUCUCCUCCCAGAUAAUACAUAGGCUAUUUAAAUAUUUAUUUUUAACGUAUAGCUGCUGGUUUUCCUCCUCCUUUCUUAGCCUUAUGAUUCUUUGCUCAGCUAGUCAUGUUCAUUCUGUUUUGCCGCUAUUCUCAGCCUCUGGGAAGGUGCUGCUGGUCUGUUCAGUUCUCAUUCUUCAUUUUCUUGUAGCCUUCAAAGUUUUAAAAUUAGCAUGCAUGAAUAUCUUAUUAA